Penicillium griseofulvum is the source of this 699-nucleotide messenger RNA. Its product is annotated as HD domain-containing protein. The record is from RefSeq and is a predicted model, not a curated record. Lineage: Eukaryota; Fungi; Ascomycota; Eurotiomycetes; Eurotiales; Aspergillaceae. Bases 1 to 699 code for a protein of 232 amino acids. The transcript has a single exon.
AUGGAUGAUAGCAGCGAAGAAUUUCAAGCGCUCUACAACGCGAUGUCCGCUUUCGUGACAGACUGCAUGUCAGGACAUGACCCAUCGCAUAACCCAGCACACGUCCACAGAGUGGGAGCGCUCGCCAACAAGAUCCUGGAAGCAGAGCGGGCAUUGCACCCAACAACGCAAUACAACGGAGCAGUUGUCAAACUCGCGGCACUGUUGCAUGACAUCGGAGACAGAAAAUACUUAUCCAAGAUGGAUGCGGGCGAAGAACUCGACCCGACGACGAUGGUGCAGCAUGCGCUCCUUGCACGGGGUGCGACGCCAGAACUCGCAUCACGGGUGCAGACGAUCGUGUCACAUGUUUCUUAUACGACUGAAUGUAAGGAUCCGGCAUUUAUCCGAAAGAUGAUUGACGAGGAUGGGUUUGUCGAGCUUGGAGUUGUCCAGGACGCCGAUCGACUCGAUGCCAUUGGUGCUAUCGGAAUUGGCAGGUGUUUUACCUUCCUUGGAGCGGUAGGGAAGAAGUAUUCUGUUGAUGGGAAAUGGGAGAUGGAUAAUUCCAUUGAGCAUUUCGGGGACAAGUUGGUUAAGCUGGAGAGCAUGAUGAAAACUGCUACCGGGAGGGAGAUGGCUAGAGUACGGACGGAGAGAUUGAACGUCUUUGCGGGGUGGUGGGAGGAGGAGAUGAGUGUUGCUUCUGGUUCUACUUAA